Loa loa (African eye worm) is the source of this 480-nucleotide messenger RNA. RefSeq lists its product as hypothetical. Gene Ontology annotation, molecular function: RNA binding; 5'-3' RNA exonuclease activity. Gene Ontology annotation, cellular component: nucleus. The transcript has 4 exons. The record is from RefSeq and is a predicted model, not a curated record. NCBI's taxonomy places the organism in Eukaryota, Metazoa, Nematoda, Chromadorea, Rhabditida, Onchocercidae. The coding region runs from base 1 to 480 and encodes 159 amino acids. Gene Ontology annotation, biological process: nuclear-transcribed mRNA catabolic process.
AUGGGUGUUCCAGCAUUUUUUCGGUGGUUGACUCGCAAAUAUCCAUCGGUGAUUGUUGAUGCUGUAGAGGAGAAGCCACGUGAUAUGAAUGGAGUUCGAAUUCCCGUUAAUACAGUCGACCCAAAUCCUAAUUUUCAGGAAUUCGAUAAUUUAUACCUGGACAUGAAUGGUAUUAUUCAUCCAUGUACUCAUCCAGAGGAUCGACCCUCUCCCAAAACGGAAGAGGAAAUGUUUACGCUAAUUUUCGAAUAUAUAGAUCGGUUAUUUGCAAUUGUUCGUCCUCGUAAACUUCUAUAUAUGGCAAUUGAUGGUGUGGCUCCAAGAGCAAAGAUGAACCAGCAGCGUAGCAGACGUUUUCGUGCCUCCAAGGAAGCUAUCGAAAAAGUUGAACAAAUUGCUGAAACAAGAUCACGACUAGAAAGUGAAGGUUAUCCGUUACCUCCCGAAAAAAAAAGGAGCAUUUCGAUAGUAACUGCAUAA